Molecule: messenger RNA, 2207 nt
Organism: Maniola jurtina (meadow brown)
Lineage: Eukaryota; Metazoa; Arthropoda; Insecta; Lepidoptera; Nymphalidae
Gene: Creld
Product: cysteine-rich with EGF-like domain protein 2
Exons: 3
Coding region: 185-1342 (385 amino acids)
Molecular function (GO): calcium ion binding
Source: RefSeq, a predicted model, not a curated record
UUUGUCAAUGUCAACAUUAUAUGAUGGAACUUGCACAAGUCGGAUAAAAACACGUCAGUAUUUUGCUGGUUUAUUUGCAAGAGAAAUAGUAAAAUAAUCUCAUAUAACUAAAAUCUCAUAGUACGAGAUAUAAGGAAUAUUAAAUACGUUAUAGCGUUUUGUUACUUUUCAGGUUAUUCUCAACAUGGGAUUCGAUAAACAGGUUAAACUAAAUAUAGUUACAUGGUUUAUUACACUGUCUUCCGCUUUUUGCUCUGUACAACCGCCUUCUAUCAACCCUGCCAUAUUGAAUGCAGCUACCACUAUCGGAGAGUGUCAGUCUUGUAAAAUAUUCGUCGAAUCCUUCAAAAAAGGAUUAGAAAGAACUGCUAGAGGGAAAUAUGAAGGUGGCGAUGCAGCGUGGGAGGAGGAAAAGCUUAAAAAAACUUAUAAACGCAGUGAAAUUCGAUUAGUAGACAUACAAGAAGGCAUAUGUAAAGAGGAGACUAAAUACGACAUACAAUGCCACCAUGUCGCUAAUAAAGCAGAGGAAUACAUAGAGGAAUGGUGGGCUCAAGACCCAGAUGAGUCUGAUGACUUGUACUCAUAUAUUUGUAUAGAGAAACUAAGGUUUUGCUGUCCUAAGAACCAUUUUGGAAAGGACUGCAACCCUUGUUUGGGGGAUCACACGAAUUUAUGUAGUGGUAAUGGAAAAUGUAGAGGAGAUGGUACUAGGAAAGGGAAUGGUACUUGUUUAUGUGAUGUUGGGUACACAGGGGAGAAUUGUGACCAAUGCUCUACUGGGUACUUCUUGUCUUAUAAAGAUGACAAUAAAAUGCUGUGUUCCGAGUGCCACAAAGGUUGUUUAGGAGGUUGUAGAGGUGGCAGUCAAAAAGACUGUGCAGCGUGUAAACCUGGCUUUAUAUUUGACUCAAAAGAUGGAUGCUUAGACAUAAAUGAGUGUGAUGACGAAAAGAGAUGUAAGGAGGACCAGUUUUGCCUGAAUUCGCUCGGUUCGUAUACUUGUAUGAACUGUGACAAAGCAUGCAAAGGCUGCCAUGGUGCUGGGCCAGAUAUGUGUAGAAAAUGUGCAAAAGGAUACUCUAUGAAAGGAGAGUUUUGUAUUCUUGAUCGAGAGGGUGAGGAUAAUUCUGAAAUAAUGACCACUACAAGGUACUUCACAUACAUUGGUUUGCUCAUAGCAACAGGCAUUUUGCUUCCCAAGUCUACAUCCCUCGGAAGCAUAGUUGGUUUCAUGGUGAUGUCAUACAUCAUGGGUGCAGAGUAUUACUGCAUGAUAAACGGACAUACAGGGCUAGUGAAUCUAACUAACUAUGAUUUAUUCCAGCUACUUCGUACAUAAGUGUGAAUGGGUUAAAAUGAGUGUUUAUUCAAUUGUACACAAUUCACAGACCUAACUCAAUUUAAAUGUAUAAAAGUACUAUGUAGUGCUAUCCUUUUCUGCUGGGAACAUUGUGAAAAGGACUAGAAAUUGUAACACUGACAUGACCAGCAAAAGAGAUUUAUUUAUAUCUUUAUCUAUCUUCAAUACAUAUUAUGAGUUUCAAACCUUAGGGAUUAUAAACAAAAUGUUACACACAUUUUACCACUUUGGAAGUAUCUCUCGCGCAAACUAUUCCGUUUUCGGAAAAAAGUGGCUGUGACAUACGGAUGGACAGACAGCUUGUGUAUUGAUACUAGGAAGUCUAAAAUUUCAUUAAGUAUAUUAAUUUAUUACUUAUGUAAAACACCUGAAAUUUCUUCAUUAAUAUAUUGUAUGUAGUAUGUAAAAUCAAGUGUGAAUUAAACAAUUUUAAUAAAAGUUCUAUCCAUAACUUCUAGUAGCAUUUCCUCAAACUAGGUAAUUAUUACAUAAGUACUUUAUUUUUCUAAAAACUGACUUUUAUUUUAAGAAAUAUUAUUAUCUGAAAGAUAUUUAACUUGUUCAAUGUAAUUGAUUAAAAGAUAAAGGUUUCUAAAAAAAGUUGUAAUAGCAUUUAAUGGUAGGCUUAUUUGUUUUAAUUACAAUUUAAUUAUUUAUUAUUUAUGUAUUUAGUUGUAAGAAAUUAUAAUAAUUUAGUUAUGUAAGAAUUUGUGAUUCGACUGUUUAAAUUUGUAUAUUUUUGUUUUUUUGCAAAUUGUAAUUUAUUGUGUUGUAAUUUUGUACAGUUGUGUUUUUGUAAGAAUAAUGUUUGAGACAAAGUCAUUGAAAUAAAUGUAUGCACCAU